GUCUUGGGACCUCGCGCGCUCUCGCUCCGAGGGGAUGCUGCAGAAGAAGACGGUCAUAGACAGCCCUAUGAAGGAGCGGACCGAGACGGGCUUCGACUUCGUGGUCGAGGUGCUCGUCCAGGCCAUGCCCAAGAAGCGCCCAGAGGACUUCCGGGCCUUCCGCAGGCCCUACCACCCGGCCAGGGAGACGGGCAUCGUCGACAUCCCGGAGGGGCUCCGCCGGAAGAUGGUGUGGCGGGUGAUGCACGAGUACCCCAUCGCGGACAUCUACGACCUGGCCCGCUGCCCGCCCAAGCGCUGGUCCCAGAUCAGCCGCGACCUCGGAGGCGUAUCGCAUGCCGAUGUCAUGGCACACGCGCUCCGGUACAUGAAGACGCAGGCCCCCACGAAGCGCGCCAGCUUCUGGUGCGGCGCGGGCGCGCAGCUCCGCCCCUCCGACCACGCCGGGGCCUGCCAGUUCGCAGGUGGCCGUGUUAAUCGAGGUGCCAGCUCUUACUCUUGAGAGACAUGUCACGCCCGACAGCACUGAAGGGAGCGUUUCACUUUAUGUAGUGCGGAAUGGGACAACCAAUGACCAUUAAGUGGCGUACUUGCUCGUGAGUUCCGCCGGAUGCGAAAAGGUGACUCGUCUCCGUUUUCCUGUCCGGUUCUCUGUCUCCUCCUCCCUCCUCCCAGGCAGUUUUUGGGCGACCGCGCGGCCCACUCCGUAUCGUGCCAGUUUCACGAGCUCUGCUGUGCGUGUUGUUCUGGGCGAGGCCACAGGCCCGCACACGGUUCGCCUCCCGGUGCGGUUGCUGCGGGCAUCGACGGUAUUGCAAUUAUUGCCGUUCUUGCCUCAGGUGGCCGUGUUAAUCGAGGUGCCAGCUCUUACUCUUGAGAGACAUGUCACGCCCGACAGCACUGAAGGGAGCGUUUCACUUUAUGUAGUGCGGAAUGGGACAACCAAUGACCAUUAAGUGGCGUACUUGCUCGUGAGUUCCGCCGGAUGCGAAAAGGUGACUCGUCUCCGUGUUUCCACAAGUUACCAUGACAUGAUCCACUACUGCAUCUGAAUUCGCCCCCGAUAUCCCGAUCUGUUCCAGUUCGCGCUGCCUUGCGGUAUUUGUUGCGCCCUCACGAAUAUGGUAAUCUUGCACAUUCAGCAUCGUACAUGUUGAGAGCAUGAUUUCGAUGUUUGCCGCUAGUGUCGCACUCCGUGCCAGGCAUGCUCAUGUAUGGUGGCCAUUUCCAAAACCCGCGCGGACGACCGCAACGUGUGGCAGCUUCCGCCCUCGGCUCGCAAAGGGCCGUAACAAGUGGCACGCUUUUCUCGCGCCUCCUCCGCCUCCUCCGCCUCCUCC
Molecule: messenger RNA, 1340 nt
Organism: Prorocentrum cordatum
Lineage: Eukaryota; Dinophyceae; Prorocentrales; Prorocentraceae
Source: the annotation of a GenBank genome assembly